GUAGUUCGAUCGUCAGUUGACAAUCUACCAAGUCACAAGCACACCACACAUACCAACGAUGACCGGUUUCGCUGCGUUCGAGGCCAAAAUGCUUGCUGAAGGCCUUAGCCAAGCCGCCAUCAAGGCGUUCGAGUACUCGUACAGCGCGUUGCAAAGCGGCGCCACGGGCAUGAUUGGCGAAUCCACAAUCGAGAGCGUGAACGAUAUCGACUACCUCGAAGGCCGAGCGGGAUCCAUCCGCGAAAGCAUCAAACCCGAUGUCAGCUUGCUCAAGAAGACUGUGGUCCUCAAGCUCAACGGUGGUUUGGGCACGAGCAUGGGGUUGGACAAAGUCAAGAGUUUGCUGACGAUCAAGGGCAGCGACACGUUUUUGGACUUGACCGCCAAGCAAAUCAUCGAAAUGCGCAAGAACUACAACUCGAACGUGCGCUUCAUCUUGAUGAACAGCUUCAGCACAAGCGACGACACGUUGGAGUACUUGCAAAAGUACCCCGAAAUUGUCAGCGACGUGGACCUUGAACUGUUGCAAAACAAGAUCCCCAAGAUCGACGCCAAGACACUGCAACCGGCGGAAUGGCCGUUGAACGCGUCCAAGGAAUGGUGUCCUCCUGGCCAUGGCGACUUGUAUCCUUCGUUGUUGGGCUCGGGCAAAUUGGACAAGCUGCUUGCCCAAGGCUAUAAGUACAUGUUCAUUUCCAACUCGGACAACUUGGGCGCGACGUUGGAUUUGGAGCUUUUGACGUACUUUGCGCAGACCGACAAGCCAUUUUUGAUGGAAUGCUGCGAACGCACGGAAAACGACAAGAAGGGCGGCCACUUGGCGCGCCGCUUGGCCGACCAGCGCCUCAUCUUGCGCGAAUCCGCGCAAUGCGAGUCGAGCGACGAAGCUCAAUUCCAGAACAUUGACAAGCAUCGGUACUUCAACACGAACAACUUGUGGAUCCGCUUGGACAAGUUGUCGGAAGAGUUGAAGAAGCAAGGCGGGUUGAUCAAGCUGCCCAUGAUCAAGAACGCCAAGACGGUCGACCCCAAGGACGCGUCGUCGACCCCGGUGUACCAACUGGAAACGGCCAUGGGUGCCGCCAUCGAAUGCUUUGCCGGUGCCGGUGCCGUGUGUGUGCCCCGCACGCGCUUUGCGCCCGUCAAGAAGUGUGACGACUUGUUGCUUCUUCGCUCAGAUGCGUACGUCGUGACCGACGAUUUCCGCCUCGUGCUGGCGCCGCAAACCGAAGGCCGCGCCACAACCGUGUCGUUGGACUCGAAGCAGUACAAGUUGGUCCAGCAACUCGAAGCCGCGUUGCGCGGCAACGUGCCAUCGCUCGUCAACUGCUCGCGGUUGACCAUCAAGGGCAACGUCGGAUUCGCCGCGGAGGUCGUGUUUGAAGGCGACGUGACGAUUGUGAACAACGCGAAGGAGCAGAAGACGAUCUUGUCGGGUCGGUAUGCCAACCAAACGAUCGACUUGACCAACCAAGUGGGUUUGGGCAAAUUGGCCGUCUCGGCCGUGGCCACGACCCCCAUCGACGGCCAAAAGCCUGGCACCUCUGGGCUUCGCAAGAAGACCAAAGUGUUCAUGCAGCCCAACUACCUCAACAACUUUGUCCAGGCCACGUUCGACGCGCUGCCGGCCAAGGACCUGCUGCAAGGCACGCUGGUUGUGUCCGGCGACGGCCGUUUCUACAACAAAGAGGCCAUCCAAACCAUCAUCAAGAUGGCGGUGGCGUCGGGCGUCGAUCGCAUCUGGAUCGGCCAGAACGGACUCUUGUCGACGCCCGCCGUGUCGGCCGUGAUCCGCGAGCGUGAAGGCGGAGCCGUCGCGUUUGGCGCGUUCAUCUUGACGGCGAGCCACAACCCCGGCGGCAUUGACGAGGAUUUCGGCAUCAAGUACAACUGCGAAAAUGGCGGCCCGGCCCCGGAAAAGCUCACGGACGAAAUUUUCCACAACACCAAGAUCGUCUCGUCGUACAAGAUUGCGGCGGCGUUCCCGGAUGUGGACGUGUCGGUGGUGGGCAAGACAGCCGUCAAGUCGGACGACGGCAGCCGCACCGUGGUGGUCGAAGUGUUUGACGCGGCCGAAGACCACGUGCAUUUGCUCAAGUCGAUUUUUGACUUUGGCGCGAUCAAGGCACUUCUAGCCCGCGACGACUUCAGCUUUGUGUACGACUGCAUGAGCGGCGUCCAGGGCCCGUACGCCCACCGCGUGUUUGUGGACGAACUGGGCGCGUCCCCCGCGAGCCUCAUCAACGCGACCCCGCUCGAAGACUUUGGCGGACAUCAUGCCGACCCCAACUUGACCUACGCGCACGAACUCACGCACCUCCUGGGCGUCGAUGCCAAGGGCGUGGCUGUCUACGGACAAGCGAAGGAAGUACCGGCGUUUGGCGCUGCGUGCGACGGCGACGCGGACCGCAACAUGAUCCUCGGCUCGCGCUUCUUUGUGACCCCGUCUGACUCGUUGGCUGUGAUUGCCGCGAAUGCUAACGUGAUCCCGUUCUUCCGCAAGAAGGGCGGGCUUCGCGGCGUGGCGCGGUCGAUGCCGACGUCUGGCGCCGUGGAUUUGGUCGCGGCCAAGUUGGGCAUUUCGUUGUUUGAAGUGCCGACGGGGUGGAAGUUCUUUGGCAACUUGAUGGACUCCAAGGCCGUGUACAACAAGGAGGACUACACGCCGUUCAUCUGCGGCGAAGAGUCGUUCGGGACGGGCUCCAACCACAUCCGUGAAAAGGAUGGCAUGUGGGCGGUGCUGGCGUGGCUGUCGAUCAUCGCGUCCAAGAACGCGACGCCCGGCGCGCCCCUCGUGUCAGUCCAGAACAUCGUCGAGAACCACUGGGCCACGUAUGGUCGCAACUACUACUGCCGCUACGACUAUGAAGGCGUCGAGAAGGCCGGCGCCGACAAGAUGGUGGCUGCCAUGGCGUCGUCGCCGUCGCUGGCCGGCCAAACGUUCCACGGGUUCACGGUCAAGGUCAACGACGAGUUUACGUACAACGACCCUGUGGACGGCAGCGUGUCGGCUCACCAAGGCGUCCGAUACAUCUUCACGGACGGAUCCCGCGUGAUCUUCCGGUUGAGUGGCACGGGCGUGGCCGGCGCCACCAUCCGCAUGUACGUGGAAAAGUAUGAAGCGGCGUCGGGCAACUUGUCGCAGUCGGCGGCCGACGCCCUCAAGACGCUGAUCCAAGUCGGGCUCGAGCUGUCCCAGUUGGAGCACUUUACCGGUCGCAAGGAACCCACGGUGAUCACUUAACUGUAAACACCACCAAUUAAUAUGAAGACGUACUAACGAGUACUUCUAAGCGUACUCUCCAAUCCAACUAACGUUGUGACUGCACAUGAUUAUUAUAAUUAGUCCACGUUCGAAGUGGUCGGUGCUUCAAACUCGUCGUGGUUGUAUCGGUCGCCGUCCCCAUCAACGGACGACGAAGAUCGAGUGGCGUCGUCGUCAUCGAUGAUGUUGUCACAUGUGUCGUCUUCAUCGAG
This is a messenger RNA of Aphanomyces astaci, 3477 nucleotides long. RefSeq lists its product as hypothetical. The record is from RefSeq and is a predicted model, not a curated record. Gene Ontology annotation, molecular function: UTP:glucose-1-phosphate uridylyltransferase activity; phosphoglucomutase activity; magnesium ion binding. The transcript is spliced from 2 exons. Lineage: Eukaryota; Oomycota; Saprolegniomycetes; Saprolegniales; Verrucalvaceae. Gene Ontology annotation, biological process: UDP-alpha-D-glucose metabolic process; carbohydrate metabolic process. The coding region runs from base 59 to 3244 and encodes 1061 amino acids. Gene Ontology annotation, cellular component: cytosol.